This is a messenger RNA of Glycine soja, 1883 nucleotides long. Its product is annotated as homeobox-leucine zipper protein ATHB-6-like. Gene Ontology annotation, molecular function: sequence-specific DNA binding; DNA-binding transcription factor activity, RNA polymerase II-specific. Gene Ontology annotation, biological process: positive regulation of DNA-templated transcription. The record is from RefSeq and is a predicted model, not a curated record. Gene Ontology annotation, cellular component: nucleus. The coding region runs from base 502 to 1440 and encodes 312 amino acids. The transcript is spliced from 3 exons. NCBI's taxonomy places the organism in Eukaryota, Viridiplantae, Streptophyta, Magnoliopsida, Fabales, Fabaceae.
UCUUCAACCCCUGGCCUGUGAACUUGUUCACCCUUCUUCCCUUUCUCACUUACCACUCUCCUCCUUCUUUCCAAAACACUCCCUUUCCCUUUCUAUUCACUUCCCCUACCCUUCCGUGAUGAUGUAGAUAGAGAAUAAAAAGAGACCAGUGUGCAGUGAGAAAGAGAUUGCUCACUUCUUGUGUGGGUUUGUUUUGUUCUUUGUGUUGGAAUUUGUUCAUGGGUGAAGAAGGAGAAGAGGUGUCAAGAGAGAAGGAACAAUACAUGGGAGUUUAUGGAAAUGAGUGGUUGUAUUGUGGUUGCUUUGCAAAUUGGCGCCGUUUAAGACACCAGAAUUCCUGUUCCAUGCCUUUUUUCAAGUGAAAAAAAAAAAAAAACAAUUACUUGUUCUCUCUCAGCUUUUCUUCUUGAGAUCUUAAUAUACAUUGACUUAAAAAAAAAAUAAAGGGAUCAAAUUUAAGUUCCUUGAUCUUAAUAAAGUUCCGUGCUUUUGUUUGUACUCAUGAAGAGACUUGGCAGUUCUGAUUCUCUGGGUGCUCACAUGACGAUUUGUCCACCAACAGACGAACACAGUCCGAGGAACAACCACGCGUAUGGGAGGGAGUUUCAGUCCAUGCUGGAAGGACUCGACGAAGAAGGGUGCGUGGAAGAACCAGGGCACCACUCUGAGAAGAAACGACGACUAAGCGUGGAUCAGGUGAAGGCUUUGGAGAAGAACUUCGAAGUAGAGAACAAACUCGAACCUGACCGAAAGUUGAAGCUGGCACAAGAACUUGGCUUGCAACCAAGACAAGUUGCUGUUUGGUUCCAAAACCGUCGUGCCAGAUGGAAGACAAAGCAAUUGGAAAGAGAUUACGGCGUCCUCAAAGCCAAUUAUGAAUCACUUAAACUUAACUACGACACCCUCCAACAAGACCACGAAGCCUUACUCAAAGAGAUAAAGGAAUUGAAAUCGAGGCUGGUGCAAGAAGAGAACAACAACAACACUGAAAGCGAUGUUUCGGUGAAGGAAGAGAUGCUGACCACCACGCUCUGUGAAACCGCCAUUCCUGGAUCGGACACGAAGGAGUUGAGUUACGAGUGUUUUAACAAGAGUGAUGAGGUGGGAGGGGGUUCUUCUGUGUUCCAUGUGGAUUUCAAAGAUGGCUCUUCUGAUAGUGACUCAAGCGCGAUCUUGAACGAGGAGAACAACAACCACAGCCCCAACAAUAACGCGGCGAUUUCGUCGUGUGGGGUUCUGCAAAGUCACGGGCUUUUGUUGUCGCCUUCUUCGUCGUCGAUGAACAACUGUUUCCAGUUCCAGAAACAGUACCAGACGACGACGACGCAGUACGUAAAGAUGGAGGAGCACAAUUUUCUUAGCGCCGACGAGGCCUGCAAUUUCUUCUCGGAUGAACAAGCACCAACUCUGCAGUGGUACUGUUCAGAGGAAUGGAGUUAAGAGGAAGAAGCUUAAUGAGGUUUAAUUAAUUGAGAGCGAGGGAGGGCAUUUUGCAGGGUGUAUAGUAAUGGGAUUGAGAGAGAAACUUUGUAAAAAUGAAAUGCUGAAGAUUGAAGAAGAGAGGGAAUGAAUUGAAGAGCUUGAGAGAGAGAGAGGGGAGGGGGUUGAAGCACACGCAUGGCUUGGGGUCAGAGAUGAGAGGUUGAUGACGAUAAAAAGGGGUAAUAAUAAUACUAAUAAUCAUCAAUCUCUCGGCCGUGCGGGGGUAAUUUAUGAAUAAUAAUGAUGAUUAGGUCCUAAUGAAAUCUAUCUAUCUAGUGAGUAAUGCUGUAAAAAUCAGUCCACAAUUCACCUCUGCUUCCACUCCUUCCUCUCCCACCACUUUUAUCGGCUUUUGUAAUUUUAUCCAGACUUUAACUAGAUUAAUUUGUCCUUUUUUUUUA